AAACGGGCAGUGGAAAGGGCAGGGCAGGGCAGGGCGAAGGGAAAGGGAGAGAGAGGGAGAGAGUGAGAGUGUGUUUGUGUUGUGGCUCUGUGUGUAGCAACGUCUACGGUGGGUUCGAGGAUCGAACAAGUCGAGUUCAAAGCACAUUAUCAGAACUCGUCAUCGUCAUCAUCAUCAUCAUCAUCACCGUGCCGAGAAAGAAGGAGAGAGUGAGAGGCUGUAUUGAACUGCGAAAGACUGUCGAGCGAGAGACAGAAAGAGAGCGGGAGCAAGUUGUGAAGGGUGUGCGUGGAACGAAGGGCUGGACGCAAGGGAAACACGAAAAACAGAGCAACAACAGGGCAGCAGCAGGGGACAACAAAGCACAUGCAAACGAGAAACAGACGACAACAGCAGGCAGCAGGCGUUGCGUUGCGCAGUGAGUGAAGGAGAAGUCGAUAGAGGGUGCUGGUGGUGUAUUUGUUGUGUUGAUAGCGUGCGCGCCAGAGACGUCAGCAGCAACGUUACGUCAGCGAAAUUAAUGUGUGUGUGAGUGUUUGUGAGUGAUUGUGAGCGUGUGAAGUGUAGGCCUUUUUGGAGUGAAUAUUCUAGCUAGCCCCGAUUGCCAAACUCAGCCACAACGGCAACGGAAAUUGAUGCUGCGUGCCGUAACGAUUUGCGUAUGCGAUCAUACGCUCCCGUUUUGCGUGUGUGUGAUUUGUGUUUGAUGGUGGUUUGGUGAUUGUGAGUAAUACACGCACACACAGGUACAUGUGAAAAAAGUGCAUAGAAAACAAGGCACAGAAGGUUGACAAAAAUCGCAAAAAAAAAGUGUUUUAUGAAGAAGUGAAGCUGUGUCGUGAAAGCCCAAACAGAGCUCCGUGUGUGUGUGUGCAAGUGUAAAAUUGUGCAUGUUGCUGUUGGUGUAUGGAAAAUGAAAUGCUAAUCAUCCCGUGUACGUCCAAUGUGUGUGGCAUUUAUUCUGCGCUGCUUUUUCGUGAGUUCAUUUCGUUGUGUGUAGGAGAGUGUGCGAAAAAAGAGUAAUUUUCGGCGUGCAAAGUGGUUUCUGCAUAUGAGAAGAGUCCCAAAAAAAAAAGGCAAGGUGAAGGAAGUAGCAAACAGCAGGGAAGAAAAUAAUAGGUCAGCAAAUUAGCAAAAAGUGCCACGUAUUAUCACCAGCAUCGGCGUUGAACCCAGGGCGGGUGCAGUGUAUCAACGAUCAGCGCAAAUUGUUCGCUUCCUUCGUUUUAAAAGGAACGUCUGUUUUGUUUUGCUAAUUGAGAACAAGCUCCCUCCCCCCCCCCAUAGAAGUGGAGAUGAGCUAGUUCCAGCGAGGGGAAGAUAGUUCACUGAUCGCAACACAACGGGAGGCGAAAAUUUGGAAAACAAAAGUGCAAUACCAUUCCACAGGUCCAUCAGUGAGAACAGAGCGCAUUCUCGCUUUCGGUGGUCCGUCUGCAGAGAGAGAGAGAGAGAGAGAGAGAGAGAAAGAGCGAAAUAAAUUUCACUCCCCUCCCGACACGAUCACGAUCGUGCUGCAGAGUGGCGUGAAAAACCUCCUCCCUCCCCUACCCAUCUUAGUGCAACCGGCGCCGGCAUCUUUCACACCCCACAGGACGACGAUUUCACGUUCAAGGCGAAGCGCGCGAAACUAUUCUCAGUUCGGCCUUCGAACACAUGCCGGUGUUCGAAAUCGGUUGGAGUCGCGCUGAUCGGCCCCAUUCGAGGGGGCCAUGACGCGUUGGCCCGUCCUACUGCUUGCACUGCUCUCGGUGGCGUUCGGUCAUGUGCCGGCCGCGGUCGCCCUAGUGCCCGGCCCGAAUGGCAUCGGUGGCGGCAGUCUCACGCCGAGCGGUUCCGGCGGUGGUACCGGCAGUUCGAGCACGCCCGAAGCGUCUGCCUCGGCCGCCCUUCCCUUCUAUCAUGACCCGUAUCAACCUCAGUCACUGCUGCUGCAGCAUCAAUCAACGAACCAGCAGCAUCAGCACCAGCAGCAGCAGCAGCAGUCGCAGCCGCCGCAACAGCAGCAGACACACUCAUCCGGCUCGUACAUUACGAAGAUGCCGGAGAACUCGCCGCACCAGAAGUUCCGCAACAAUCGGACGGUGCUGACCCUCGGCUAUCUGACCGCGGUCAAGGGUGAUCUGAUCGAGAAGCAGGGCCUCACCAUCUCGGGCGCGCUCACGAUGGCGCUCGACGAGAUCAACAACGAUCCGGAGCUGCUGCCGAACGUGACGCUCGCGCUACGGUGGAACGAUACGCGCGGCGAAACCGUCGUCGCGACACGUGUCAUCACCGAGAUGAUCUGCGACGGGGUGGCGGCGUUCUUCGGCCCGGAAGGUACCUGCCAGACCGAGGCGAUCGUUUCGCAGAGCCGCGACAUACCAAUGAUCUCGUAUAGAUGUUCCGAGCUGCAGCGUAGCUCACCAAUUCCUACCUUCGCCCGCACCGAGCCACCCGAUACUCAGGUUACCAAAUCCAUCAUCUCGCUGCUGACGUACUACGGCUGGCGGAAGUUUUCGAUCAUCCACGAGCAGCUGUGGAAGAACGUGGCCACCUCGCUGGAAACGCAGGCCAAAAACAACAACCUGUCCGUCAACCACGUCGAGAUGGUGUUCGACAACUACAAGUGCUGCCAGGACGAUAUGGACUGCUGCCGUAGUGGAUAUUGGUACACGGUCAUACAGAAAACGAUGAACAGGACGCGCAUCUACGUGUUUCUCGGGAACAGCAACCAGCUCGUUGACAUGAUGGCCACCAUGGACGGGAUGCAGCUGUUUGCGAAGGGCGAAUACCUGGUCAUAUCCGCCGACAUGAUGACUUAUUCGCCGAAACUGUCGAACAAGUAUCUGUGGCGCGUCGAGAAGCCACCGAACGUGAAGAACUGCAUGGACCUGCCGGGGGACUUUGAGCGGCGCAGCAAAAGCUUGCUGGUGGUCGUCGCCUCCGAACCGCUGCCCACGUUCGAAGCGUUCACGCACAAGGUGCGCGAGUACACGCAGAAGGAGCCGUUCUUCUUCAAGCAGCCGUCGCUCUUUCAUCAGUUCGUAAAGUACGUGUCGAUCUAUGCCGCCUAUCUGUACGAUUCGGUGAAGCUGUACGCCUGGGCCCUGGACAAGCUGCUGAAGGAGGAGCAGCAGCACCGGCCGCUGACGAGCGACGUGAUCCGGGACGUGGCCAGCAACGGUACCAAGAUCAUACAAACCAUCAUCAACAACCGAACGUACCACAGCGUUGCCGGUGCGACGAUUAAAAUCGACGACUACGGCGACUCGGAGGGUAACUUUUCGGUGCUCGCCCUCAAGCGGGAGUUCUACGAGGAGGCGAACUUUUCCUGCGAGUUCCAGAUGCGGCCGGUCGCGCACUUCCAGAUGCGGCAACCGCAGCACCUCAACGACACGAACCAGCACCGAAACGAUGAAAUUCCAGAGUUUAAACUGUCCAAGGUGGGCAACGCGAUCGACUGGCCCGGGUCGGACCGGCCGAUGGAUGAGCCGUCGUGCGGUUUCAUGAACGAGCACUGCAUGAAAGACGACACCCACAUCAUGUCGAUGGUGGUGGCGGGCGUCCUGGCCCUCAUCCUGUUCUGUGCCGGCGUCAUCACGAUGAGCAUCUAUCGCAAGUGGAAAAUCGAGCUCGAAAUCGAGGGCCUGCUGUGGAAGAUCGAUCCGGGCGACAUCAAGGGCUACUUCAACACGGAAAUCGUAUCCUCGCCGAGCAAGCUCAGCCUGGCCAGUGCCCAGUCGUUCGGGUCGCGGUGCUCGAACCAGGUGUUCACGCCGACCGCCCGCUUCCGCAGCGUGGUGGUGCGCAUCAAGGAGCUAAAGUUUUCCCGCCGCAAGGACAUCUCGCGCGAAAUCAUGAAGGAGAUGCGGCUGCUGCGCGACCUGCGGCACGAUAACAUCAAUAGCUUCAUCGGGGCUUGCGUGGAGCCGAUGCGGAUAUUACUAGUCACUGAUUAUUGUGCCAAGGGAAGCCUGUACGAUAUCAUCGAGAACGAGGAUAUCAAGCUAGAUGAUUUAUUUAUUGCAUCACUGGUGCAUGAUUUAAUUAAGGCAAUGAUCUACAUUCACAGUUCAGCUUUAAACUAUCACGGUAACUUGAAAUCGUCGAACUGCGUCGUGACGUCGCGCUGGAUGCUGCAGGUGACGGACUUUGGCCUGCACGAUCUGCGCCACUGUGCGGAGAACGAGUCGAUCGGCGAACAUCAGCACUACCGAAAUCUGUUUUGGAAGUCACCGGAGCUGCUGCGCCAACCAAGCGUGUACGGCACGCAGAAGGGAGAUGUGUACGCGUUCGCGAUCAUCCUGUUCGAAAUCAUUGGCCGGCGGGGCCCGUUCGGGUACACCGAGCUCGAGCCGAAGGAGAUCAUCGAUCGGGUGAAGGCGCUGCCCGAACCGGGCAAGGAUCCGUUCCGGCCCGACAUCGAGAGCGUCAUCGAGAACGAGAACGUGUCCGACUAUGUGAUCAACUGCAUACGCGACUGCUGGGACGAGAAUGCAGACCUGCGGCCAGAUUUUCCCAACAUUAGGAAUCGAUUGAAGCGCAUGCGCGGCGGCAAAUCGAAAAACAUCAUGGACCAGAUGAUGGAGAUGAUGGAGAAGUACGCGAACAAUCUCGAGGAGAUCGUGCAGGACCGGACGCGCCUGCUCUGCGAGGAGAAGCGCAAGACGGAGGAUCUGCUGCACCGGAUGCUGCCCCAGCCGGUGGCGGAGAAGCUGACCAAAGGGCUCGGCGUCGAGCCGGUGUCGUACGACUCGGUGACGAUCUACUUCAGCGACAUUGUUGGUUUUACAGCGAUGUCGGCCGAGAGUACGCCGCUGCAGGUCGUCAACUUCCUGAACGAUCUGUACACGGUGUUCGAUCGCAUCAUCAAGGGGUACGACGUGUACAAGGUGGAAACGAUCGGCGACGCGUACAUGGUGGUGUCUGGGUUGCCAAUAACGAACGGAAACCGGCAUGUCGGUGAGAUCGCCUCGAUGGCACUGGAGCUGCUGCAGGCCGUCCGGAGCCACCGGAUCGCUCACCGGCCGAACGAAACGCUGAAGCUGCGCAUCGGCAUACACACGGGACCGGUGGUGGCGGGCGUAGUCGGGUUGACCAUGCCCCGCUACUGUCUGUUCGGCGACACUGUCAAUACGGCCUCGCGCAUGGAGUCGAACGGGGAGGCGCUGAAGAUUCACAUCUCCCAGCAGUGCAAGGACGCGCUGGACACGCUCGGCGGGUACGUGAUCGUGGAGCGUGGUCUGAUCGCGAUGAAGGGCAAGGGCGAGGUGAUGACGUACUGGCUGGAGGCGGCCACCGAGCAAGCGAUCCAGAAGAUCCCGGUCGAUGUGCGCGAUCUGCCACCGCCACUGUUCUGUCGGCCGCGUCGCAGCCCCAAGAUGACGUACGAUUCGCGCCAUCCGAGCAUUAUCGGGCUGCCGGGCGGUGGUAUGAUCACGACGGUGAGCGGCAUGGGCAGCUACAUGCCGGGCAGCAGGCGCCAGUCCUGCGCGCAUCGGGUCGGUGGAGGGGCGGACCACGAGAGCAGCUACAGCCUGCAGGGCUCGAUGUUCGGCCCGAUGGUGCCGAUGAUGCGGGCUGAUUCAUCGCCGCCGCCCCGCCAUCGACUCGAUGCGGUCUAUCGCGAGGGUUCGAUCGCACUGAUGGACGACGGGGAGGACGGUUACUCGCAGUGUACGCUCGACCAGCGACCGAUGGGACCGACGGCCCCCAACGCCCCCACACUCGGGAGUAAAAUCGCUUCGAGCGACAACCUGAAGCGCGCGCUGUUCGGCACAAACAGCCCCGGCCGACGGUUAAGCCACAAGCUGCGCUCGAUCACGUCCGCCGACGAUUACAAGCAGCUGUGCAGCAGUAUGGCCGCCAAUGGGGGCCGAUCGCCCGAGGCGGCGCUACUUCGCGAGAGCCGCUCGCUCGAUCCCUUUCCCGUGACGCUCGAGCCGCGCCGCAAACGGUUGGACGCGCUGACCAAGCGGGUGCCCCGGCUGGCGAAAACGAUCGCCGCACCGUCCCGCACCGGCUCACAGUCAUUCGUGCCAGUGCCGCCCGCCGUCUCCACCAUCAGCCACGAAUCGAUCGCCGACAGCACGGUGCGGCUGGAGGACGAUCAGCACCUGCAACGGUUGAGUGGGUCGGGCCAUGGUAACGCCAAACCGCCCAACAGUCACGGCGAGACACAGCACCACCACCAUCACCACCACCACCACCACCACAAGUAUCUGCACAACAACAACUGCAACGGGUCGAUCGGCAAUGGGGCGGCGGAGGAGCAGGCGACUUGCCCGCUGCUGACGCGACAAACCUCACUCACCACGCCGCAGGAGCACGAGCACCACUGCCCGGGGCUGUACACGAACAACAGCAGCAGCAAGCGGUGGUACUCGCUCGAGCACGUCGGCGUGCCGGACGAGGACAGCUGCAGCAAGAAGUCGCUCACGCGCAGCUCGCUCAAAUCCUGGCUGGUUGGGUUCAUCCACGGGAACGGCUUCAAGUCGAGCGACAGCUCCCUGCGCAAGGUGGGCGUCCUGCCGGUCGGUGUCGGCGGUGUGACCGGGUUCGGGGAGCUACAGCCAACGCCCGAGAAGGAGAGCAUGGUUUGAGGCGCGUUCCACUGCACUUCGAUUCCAUCCCGCCAGUGAGAAAGAGAGAGAAAGAAAGAGAGAGAAAGAGAGAGGGGCACACACAAGUACGUUUUAGAAACUGGCUUACCAAAACAAACAGACGGGAGUGGGGCAAUUUUACGGGGCAGUUACGUAUCGUUAGAGCAAGGAGGGGGAGGGGAUAAGGGAGGGGGGUUAUUUUAUGUUUUAAAAGUUUUAAUUUUGUUUGUUUGUGAGUGUGUGUGUGUGUGCGAGUAAGAGCGUUUUUUGUAAUUAAUUUCCUCAUGUAUUUUGUAGCCUGAUUGUAAUCUGAGUGCCAUUUGCGUUUUGCAAAACAAAACAAAAAAGCGAAACAAGUGUAAUAAGCAUAAAACAGACAGACCUGUGCUGUGUGCGUGUGAGUGUGUGUGAGUGUAUGGAAAGGAGGAACCCGUUUUAAUUGUAAAAAAGGACGACUGUGUGUGUGUGUGAGAAGGGAUUAUGGUAACUCACCCAUGUGGACUUGUUCCACAUUCUUGUUUGCUGUAUUUUCCACUUGAAUAAUUUAAUGUGGCUUGCCCAUGGCACACUGUGUGCUGAGCAGGGUGAGCAAAAACGUUCUCAGCUACGUGCGCCUGCCUCACGAUUUCAAUCUAGGCAGCACAGAAUGGCAAUGAUUGAAUAAACAAGGGGGGAAAUGUGUAAUGGGGAAGAGAUUUCAUAGAAGAAAACCCGUAAAAGGAUGAAUGGGGAAAGUUGUUUGUGUGAAUACGUAAAAGAAAGAAGUGAAGAAGAGAGAAUCGCUUAUUGAAAAGCAAACAAAAGGAAGGGAAAACAAAAGAGAAAAAGAGAGAAGAGAAAGGAACAGAGAGAGAGAGAGAGAGAGAGAGAGAAAAACACAACUAGGCUGUGAAAAUAGAAGUUAAUCAAUUAAGAAUGUUUGUCAUUUGUCUUUCUGCCUCCGAUUGUUUGGGGCGAGAGGCGGGCUGGUGUCCUGACUCCCUCUCUCCACUUCUUCGUUUCGGUGGCCAUUUAGGGUAUGUGUGUGUGUGUGUGUAUGUACGGGCGAAUGAAUGUGAAAAAAAGCAUUCUCAGUGUUUGUAUCCUUGCGGUGUGCUUUAUAAUUCGGUCGGAGGGACAUUUAACGUAAAGCUGUGUCCAAAGUCCCCCCUAACCCUUCCCUAAAGAGAAGGUUAGGAAGUCAGGGUAGUGACAUCAUUCACUUUACCUGUGUAAGUUGAUGAUAUUGUUGUUGUUCUUGUUGUUUGAGGUGAGAGUAAUGCGCGAAAAAAGGCUAUAGAAGCUGAUUACCGCCAUCGCCGAUUACUCCUCUUGUACUCUGUACCCCCCAUCCCCUCCCCACCCAUAAUCGGUAUCUCUGUACGUGUAUGUAUGUGACUGAGUGUCUGUGUAAGUGUAUGUUUGUAUGUAUGUUGGUUGUUAUUACCGCAGACCGUUCGCAACAAUCGCACACCACAGCACAGCAUAGCCGUUCGUUCGUUCGGUGUUUUAUUUUUGUGCAAAAUGUACUUUAAACAAACAGUGUAACAGUGUACGAAGAUUUUUGGCAUAAGAAGAAAAAGAAGAAGAGGAAAAACACACGCACACACACACAUACAACAGCAAAACAAAAUAAAAGGAUUGCGCACGCACACAGUCAAACACACAGCGGGGCUAAACAAUUGAACGUGAGCUUAACGGUAUGUAUGUAUGUAUGUAUGUAUGUAUGUACGUGUAUGUGUGAUUAUUUGUUUACAAUACUUCUACUCGCUAGGUUAACCGUAGUGCAAAGUGCGCUCUGUGCGCCUAAAAGCAUAUCCCUCUGUGUCUGUAUGUGUGUGUGUGAUUGCGAAUGUAUUUGUAUCAUAGCAACGGGUUUUUAACCAUAAAGCGCACGAUAAAGUUACCGUACAAUUAGCGAAGCAGAAUAAUGUAGUGUGUGUGUGGCUUUUCAGCUCUUGUAAUCAAUUUUACAACGAAAGUGCACACACAAAAGAGUGCAACAAAAUGUAUAUGUUAUGAAGGAAAAAAACAAAACAAAGCCACAACACACAUAUAGAGACCUGUAAAUUGACGUUUGUAGCGAUAAUGAUUGCCUUGUGCGGCAUGAAUCUCAGUA
Messenger RNA from Anopheles merus, 8682 nucleotides. Its product is annotated as receptor-type guanylate cyclase Gyc76C-like. Gene Ontology annotation, molecular function: protein kinase activity; ATP binding; peptide receptor activity. Gene Ontology annotation, biological process: intracellular signal transduction; protein phosphorylation; receptor guanylyl cyclase signaling pathway. The transcript is spliced from 15 exons. Bases 1713 to 6584 code for a protein of 1623 amino acids. The record is from RefSeq and is a predicted model, not a curated record. NCBI's taxonomy places the organism in Eukaryota, Metazoa, Arthropoda, Insecta, Diptera, Culicidae.